UCGUUUUUAAUCAGUUACUCACAUGCGCAAAUGACGCGAAGAGCAUUUUUAACAUGUCGGUGUGACUGGGAAGGGGAGCCAAACUGGGCUACUUCUGGUGAGGGCUGUAAUCCGGUACUUGGUAAUGAACCAGUUCCAAAAGCUUUCCUGCUGCUCUCUAAGAUUGGUAGUAUUAUUAACAACACUUUUACAAGAAAAAUGUUUUGUCAUUGAACACUUUACACCCACCUCUGCUUGCGGGAGCUCUCAUAUUGCUUAUUUAUUGAACCACAGUCUUACCUGAGGAGAUGUUUCAAGUCUUUUGUUUGUGAGCCGCACUUUUGCCUUGAGAAACAGAAACCGUUUUAUUUGCACAGCAACCGAUGGUUCCUUAGCCGCGUCUUGAACAAAACAAGUACGCAGUAGCCAGAAGUCGUUGAAUUUUAUGGAAACAAUUACUUUGAAUGUGCAUCACAUGAAUCUUAUUUUGUAAUGCAGACCACCCCAGAGAAUAGGGAGUACCAUUCCCUUCCAAGGUUAUAUUUAUAACCUGCCACAAUGACAUAAAGUCCUGCAUGAAUGUAUCUCCAGUAAAGGCAAACAACACAAAGGUAAUCUGAGCAUUUACAUGUCUCAAGAAGUAUUCUGUGUUGAGUGGAAACAGAGAUCUGUAGUUAAUACAAACCCUAAGGUUCGAGUGGAUGCUACUCAGAGCCAGAAAGUCAUGUAACUUUCCUUCCUCCAAGUUGCAGUGAGGUAAUCCUUGGAAUCCAGAGCAUCCAUUUUAAGACAAGUUAAUAAGCACCUUCAAAGGCAGUGGAUGUCCUGACAACAUCGUGAGCUAAAAAUCAAGAGUUGCAACAGUGGAGACUAUUGGCUCAUAACUUUCUUUGAGAAAUAAGAAAAAAUUUACAGAUGAAACAUUGCUGGGAAUCUUCUGGUAAUGUACACUGAUCAAGAUGGUUAAGGAAUUCCUUCAGAACUACCUUAACCAAAACUUUGCCUGAGAGAAGUCUUAGAAAGUGGUUCUCCAUAUACUGCCUUCCACACCUAAAGAUCAUAUCCUUCCAAAAAGACUGAUUAAGGAGACAACAUGAAGGACCGACUAAAUGAACUUGUUGAUGCAUUCAAGGAGAAUGAAAGUGAAGACGAAGAACCAACAGCAGAAACUGAUGAUCUCCAAGAAGCAUUUGUCGUAUUUGAAAAUGAUGCCCUGUUGGAGUAUUUGUAUAAAGAAGUCCAACAAAUACGAGAAGAUAACCAUUUGUUGAAGCUAGAUGUCAAGCGGCUUGGAAAGCAAAACACCCGCUUUCUCACCUCAAUGCGUCGCCUUAGCAGCAUUAAGCGGGACACUAAUAGCAUUGCUAAAGAUAUCAAGAUAAGAGGGGAGGCAAUUCAUAAACGUCUGCAGAAGAUGAAGCUCUUUGUAGAGGAAGCUGAAGAAAAGUAUGGGCCUAAUGCUGCCAUCACCCGCAUUGUAAAGUCACAUUUUUUUACACUCACAAAAGCCUUCCAAGAGGCUAUGUUUGAGUACAAUGAAGCAGAGAUGAACCAAAGGGAAAAUUGCAAAAUUCGAAUUCAAAGACAGCUUGAUAUCAUGGGGAAGGAUGUGUCUGUCAAUCAGAUUGAAGAUAUGAUAGAGCAAGGCAAAUGGGAUGUUUUCUCAGAGAACCUGCUUUCUGAUGUCAAAGUUGCACGAUCAGCAAUGACAGAGAUUGAGACUCGGCAUAAGGAACUGCUGAAACUGGAGACCCGCAUUCGUGAAGUGCAUGAACUUUUUCUCCAAAUGGCUAUCUUGGUGGAGGAACAAGCAGAGACCCUGAACAUCAUUGAGAAUAAUGUACUUAAAACACAGGCUUAUGUAGGUGAAGCAAAAACCCAAAUAAAGAAAGCUGCUGAAUACAAAAAGAAGAAUCCUUGCCGGCAGAUUUUUUGCUGCUGUUUCCCAUGUUGCCGAUAACAGACUUUGGCACUGAACUUGACUGCAAAGACUUGUUUUAAAAUAAUCUGCUUACUCAGAAUAGUUAAACAGUUUUGUCCCAGACAUGUAUGCCUUCUGUGGAAGGAGUAUAACUAAAAGCUGUUCAGAUAAGUUUCUUUGUCCGAAGUCAACAUUUUUAAUGUAAUGGUUUGGAUAAUUUGUAAGAGGUUUUAGGUGAAUUAUGUACUGUAUAUCACAAAUGUAGUUCUAGUGAAGGGUGCUAUCAUGAAUCCAAGGCAAACAUUUAAGUUCAUUCAGUAUGUGUCUUGGCAAUAGAAAGCCAUAAAUCUGCAAGAAUCCCUAUAAAGAAGUUAGGAUACCUUGCAGAUGGGCUGAUCUUUUAAAAUAUAUUUUAUAGCACUGAGAUUGAUUGUAAAGUACAGUAUUUACCAUUCUUUUUUUUUCCUUUGGUUCAGUAAAACAGAGUCCAGAAUAACAGCAGUCAACCGUAGAUAUUAAAUGUUUUUUUUACAAA
Molecule: messenger RNA, 2435 nt
Organism: Protopterus annectens (West African lungfish)
Lineage: Eukaryota; Metazoa; Chordata; Ceratodontiformes; Protopteridae
Gene: STX11
Product: syntaxin 11
Exons: 6
Coding region: 1073-1939 (288 amino acids)
Biological process (GO): intracellular protein transport; exocytosis; synaptic vesicle fusion to presynaptic active zone membrane
Cellular component (GO): plasma membrane; endomembrane system; presynaptic active zone membrane
Molecular function (GO): SNARE binding; SNAP receptor activity
Source: RefSeq, a predicted model, not a curated record